Messenger RNA from Homalodisca vitripennis (glassy-winged sharpshooter), 1080 nucleotides. RefSeq lists its product as uncharacterized. NCBI's taxonomy places the organism in Eukaryota, Metazoa, Arthropoda, Insecta, Hemiptera, Cicadellidae. Gene Ontology annotation, cellular component: U2-type spliceosomal complex; U2 snRNP. The transcript is spliced from 6 exons. The record is from RefSeq and is a predicted model, not a curated record. The coding region runs from base 25 to 1080 and encodes 351 amino acids. Gene Ontology annotation, molecular function: RNA binding.
CAGAUUUGCAGAUACAGUAGAGAAAUGGAUUAUCAGGGGAAUGCAGAGAAGAUUAUUAAAGAAGAUGCCCUAGUAAAAUCAGGAAGUGACACUGAAGAAAGCAUUGAAAUGAAACAGGAAAGUGAAGUGAAAAACUCAGAUGCAGAUCAUGCAAAGUCUGGGACUCUGGAGCAAAGCUCUACAGUUGAGGAUAAGGAUAAAAUGGCUCCAGAAAACCAAGCUCUUAAUGAAGAUAAUUUACAUUACGAGGAUGGAAUCUGCAUCUACACUGAACCUGAGUCUAAGUGUCAAUUUGUUUGGGAUGACGUCAAAAAAGAAUGGGUGGCAAGAGACUCUCCUGGUUCAUUCUCCGACAAGGAUUAUGAAUAUGAUGGGAAAACAUACAAGUAUACUGACAAAGAAACUACACGUAGUGAUCUAGAGAAAAUGAUAUUGAGUAUAUUUUGGGAUGUUGAUACGAAUGAGUGGAAAGAACUAAACAAGGAGAAGAAAGCUGCAAAGAAUGUGGAUGAAGAACAAGACUCUGAUGACGAUGAAGAUAACCAAGAUGAUGCGAAAAAUAAAUCAAAAGAGAUCACAAAGCAGGAUAUGUCCAAAGGUCAUUAUGGGUAUGAAAAUGACACUCAUACAUACACAGACCCUUCUGAUGGAUCAAAAUACUUUUGGGACAAGGAGAAAAAUGCUUGGUUUCCUAAGGUUGAUGACGACUUCUUAGCGCAGUAUCAGAUGAGUUAUGGAUUUGUUGAUCCUACUGAAGACAAGCCAUCAGAAGAACAGAAGCCAGAGCCGCCUCCACCACCGGCUGCUGACGCUGUCAAGAGAAAAGCCCCUCAAGAACCAGCUUGGUUCGAUGUUGGUGAGGAAUCAACGAAAGUGUAUGUGAGUGGUCUGCCUAUGGACAUUACGGAAUCAGAGUUUGUGGAUGUGAUGCAGAAGUGUGGUUUGGUCAUGCGAGACAUCGACAGCGGCAAGAUGAAAGUCAAGAUCUACCUUGAUCCCCAAACCUCUCUUCCAAAAGGCGAUGCUCUCUGCACUUACAUUAAGGUAGCGGUGCUAGCUGGUGUAGACUUAAGGGUGUAG